GAGCUGACAGUAUUGAGUAGACGGAGCAGACAGACUGGCCCCGGACUGUACUGCUGACCUAGAAUGGCACAGAACGGAACAACAGAGAAUGGAGUGGCCCGGGAGGUCCCAGCUUUGCCUUUUCCACAGCCUGUCAAGGUUCAGGAUAUCAGACACACUAAGAUUUAUAUCAACAAUGAAUGGCUGACAUCCAGCAGAGGAAGGACAUUUCCAACUUUCAACCCAGCGACAGGUGUCAAAAUCUGUGAUGUGGAAGAGGCAGACGAAGAAGAUGUGGACAAGGCGGUGGAGGCAGCUAAGGCAGCGGGACAAAGAGGUUCUCCCUGGCGGAGAAUGGAAGCGUCCGGCCGUGGAAGACUGCUGCACAAGCUGGCCGACCUGGUGGAGAGGGACCGGCUGCUGCUGGCGACCCUGGAGACUCUGGACACAGGAAAGCCCUUCCUGCAGUCCUUCUUUAUCGACCUGGACGGCAGCAUCAAAACACUUCGCUACUACGCAGGCUGGGCUGACAAGAUCCACGGCAAGAGUCUGCAUGUAGAUGAAAGCUUCAUGUGUUUAACCAAGCACGAGCCUGUUGGCGUAUGUGGAGCCAUCAUUCCAUGGAACUUUCCUCUGCUGAUGUUCAUGUGGAAGAUAGCACCAGCCCUGAGCUGUGGAAACACUGUGGUCAUCAAGCCAGCAGAGCAGACCCCCCUCACAGCCCUGCAUGUUGGAUCGCUCAUCAAAGAGGCAGGGUUCCCUCCUGGAGUUGUGAACAUCGUCCCAGGGUUUGGUCCCACAGCAGGAGCAGCCAUCGCAAACCACAUGGGCAUCGACAAAGUGGCCUUCACUGGUUCUACAGAGGUGGGCCAGCUGAUCAAAGAAGCGGCAGCCAAAACUAAUUUGAAGAGAGUAACUCUGGAGCUGGGAGGGAAGAACCCCUGCAUUGUAUUUGCUGACUGUGACUUGCAGCUGGCUGUAGAGGAAACCCAGAAAGGUGCGUUUUAUAACCAGGGUCAGUGCUGCACAGCCGCUUCACGUGUCUUUGUGGAGGAAAGUAUUUAUGAAGAGUUUGUGCGUCAAAGCGUAGAAAAUGCCAAGAAGAUUGUCAUAGGAGACCCACUGGACCCCAAGACCUCACAUGGACCACAGAUUGACCGACAGCAGUUUGACAAGAUUAUGGAUCUGAUAGAGAGUGGGAAGAAGGAGGGAGCCAAGCUGGAGUAUGGAGGAGCAGCUGUGGGCGAGAAAGGCCUCUUCAUUCAACCCACCAUCUUCUCUGGGGUCAAAGACCACAUGCGCAUCGCCAAGGAAGAGAUCUUUGGUCCUGUGCAGUGUAUAUUCAGCUUUAAGAGUCAGCAGAAGGCCAUAGAGAGAGCUAACAGCUCACAGUAUGGCCUUGUGUCAGCAGUCUUCACAACCAGUAUGGACAGAGCUCUGUCUGUGUCUGCAGCCCUGGAGACUGGCACUGUCUGGAUAAACUGCUAUAAUGCCCUACAUGCACAGACUCCCUUUGGAGGGUAUAAGAUGUCAGGCAACGGACGAGAGCUUGGAGAGUACGCCCUGGCCGAAUACUCAGAGGUGAAAACAGUGACCAUCAAACUGAGUGAAAGCCUGUGAGAAGAAGUGGGAAAGUCCAACGCUCACUCUGCACUUCCCACUCCAUCAGGCCACAUCGCAAUUCUCUGCUGCCCACACACUCCGCGCUUUGUCUUCAGUCACACUCUUGAUGUUGGCAUUAGGCCUGUAUGUCACUUGGUCGAUACAGAAUAUCAGAGCCCAAAAAGAGUUAUGGUCCGUUCACCCGUUAUCUGAUAUAUUGUAGAUGAGGAUAGGAUUAUACUCAACAGCUUCAGAUUUUCCCCUAAAUAAGUCACUGAUUAUGAGGCUAGAACAGUGACCGUGAAUUAAAAAAUAAAUAAAUAAAUAAAAUCUAGCAUCAGAAACAAAACCACUGACAAGCAAAAUCAUUUGUAUUUGGAAAAACUUUUACUGACACUGAAAAAAAAUGUUCCACUGAAAAAUAAAGCAUAGACAUUCCAUUUUAUUUGUAUGUAUGUUAAUGUGUUUUUUAUUGGAAAUCCUCUAUUUGUUUUCUCUAUGUCUGUGUUUCACAUUAAAUAAUGUUUAGUGUCUGUGUUUAACUUUUUUCAGUGAGAACAUUUGUUUUAGCAUCAUUACAGCUUUUUCAGAUACAAAUGUUUCAUUACUGUUGUUCUUCCUUUUUCAGUUCAUGUUUUCUUUUCAAUGCCAAAUUUUGUUUCUUUUCUGCCAGAAUUGUCGUUAUUAUUAUAUAAAGACUGUUUAGUUGGUACAUUUAAUAAUUAAUUAAUAAGUAAAUACUCGCUUAACCCACAGAGCACCACAGAUCAGCUGAACAUGCACAAAUGUGACUACAGCUAAUGUAUGAAGAUUAUGUGCUUAAAUGAGACAGUUCUUUCGGUUCGACCUGUAACUAAUGUGAAACUUGAGUUCUUAUGGAAAAAAAAAAACACAAGGGCACUGAUAUGAUCAUUUCACAAACAACAUCUUAUCAUCCUCUCACUGGAACAUUUAAGAGCUUUCAGCCACUUCUUGUGGCCUUCAUGAGUGGAUGGAGUUGGGUCACUUGCAAAGGAGAUGGUUCAGUUGUGUUUAUCUAGGCUCUAUGUAGGCACCUGAACCAUCAUCAGCGGGUAUGGUCCUUUAAUGAGCAAAAGACCAAUGGCUCAACUGAAAAGCAAUUCAAAAGUUACAUUCAGCUGGAAAGUUUUCCAGACUUGCGGGUCAAACCCCUGAGCUGUUUUUUACCAAACAGGAAAAGCAGUGGACGGAGAUGAGAGCAUAUCUCUGCGUUUUUUUCUGUCACUGUCUGUGAUGUCCCAAGAGUGUUCAAAAAAUACUCCAGUGGAUAUAAUGGUACAUGUUGUCCCUGUCCAGUCUACGCCUUAAAGCAGAUUGAUUGACAUGAGAUACAUAAAUGCACAAAACCUAGUGAUGAAUCAACAGCAACAGAAUUUCAGCAUAUGAAUUGUCUUGAUUAGUUUUUCCUGUUCAUCAAAUGUCCCUACAUGGGACAAUGUGGAAAGGUCAGGGGAAAAGAAAUACUGUUGUAGCUGAUAUAUGCAAAUACUUUCUGAUUCUAAUUCCAAGCACUGAUUCUAAGCUGGAGUGAUCUAAAAUGAAUGUUCUCUCUACUGAGAAGAAAGUGCCUUCCCUUUCAGAUGUUGGAAGGAAGUCUAACCCCAGAUAAGGUAACAUUUACCUUGCCAGUAACACAUUAGUACUGUAACAGCAACAAUGUAACCAUUGCAUGGGUAAUGUCAACUUCAACUUUUUUUUUAUCAACAUAUACGUUUGUUGUCACAAAUGGGAAACAAGUCUGUCUCUGCAAUUUUAUCACAUUAGUCUUGUAUUUAAUUAGAAAUUCUGAAUAAAAACUUCAAAUAC
Molecule: messenger RNA, 3408 nt
Organism: Scatophagus argus
Lineage: Eukaryota; Metazoa; Chordata; Actinopteri; Scatophagidae
Gene: aldh1a3
Product: aldehyde dehydrogenase 1 family, member A3
Exons: 13
Coding region: 64-1599 (511 amino acids)
Molecular function (GO): aldehyde dehydrogenase (NAD+) activity
Source: RefSeq, a predicted model, not a curated record